UGUGCCAUUCAUGGGUGACGUAGGGUGCCAUGGAAGAUGGGCAGGGAUUCAGUUUAGUAUCAGCUGGUCUAAAUAACAGCAACACUUUGUCCGCUACCUUCCUGCCAUAAACGAGCUUUAGUUGAAUGUGUAAAGCUUGCAGACAACAUGGCACGACUACGGAAAGACGUCCGACGACUCAGAGUCCUCAAAUGACAACAAGUCUAGUGGCAGCAGACUGUACCACAGUCUGCACACCUACGACAUUCCUUGAGGAAUCAAACAUAAACUUUUCCACCGCAUCCUUCGGCUUCCUCUGCGAAGCACCCGGAAGGACCAUCCGGUUCCUCCAUGUCGACCACCCGCUUCCCCGGGAAGGGGGGAGACGACGUGGCCAUGGGAGCGAAUUUCAGCAACCCGACCCUGAGCGGGCCGUUCUGCGUGAACGGGACGGGGUGGAUCCUGUACCUGCUGGAGGAAUGCGUGGACAACGUCUGGGAAUACUGGAGCGUCAUCAUAGGACUGAUCUCCAUGUUCUGUUUUCUUCUAUCCACUUUGCCUCAGGUGUACGAGGCCAACCGUAAUGGUAAGGUUGAAGAGGCCAUGUCUUUUGGAUUCCUGUUCUUUCUCUUCAGUGGAGACCUUACCAGUUUUGCUGGCUGCUACCUCACUAGCCAGCUACCUAUACAGAUGGUCACAGUGGUGUUCUACAUGUUCACUGAUAUGGUCCUUUUCUCCCAGUACCUCUACUACAAGAUCAAGAACAGCUCCACCAGAGAAAACCCUCACCUUAAAUGGGCGUGCCUCUUGUGGUGUGGGUCUGCCAGCCUUUUUUUCCUUGUCCUCCCCAAACUAAUCACGGACGACAACGCCUCCUUAGAUACACAGAGUCACGACAAGUCCCACACGAUGGAGAUGAGUGGCUACGUCUGUGGAUACCUGGCUUCCAUCUUCUACCUCUCCUCCCGUUUCCCGCAGCUUCAUAAAAACUUCCGGCGACACUCAACAGAAGGGACGUCCUACCUGCUGUUCGCCCUGGCCAUGAUGGGCAAUGGGACCUACGGGCUGAGUGUCAUCGUGGUCCUGCCUGCGCUCAAGGGCUCCAGACGGGCUUUUCUUCUCAAACAUCUGCCCUGGCUCAUCGGUAGCCUGGGAGUCCUGGUCCUCGAUUUCUUUGUGACGGCACAGUUCAUCAUGUACAGGAAAAGCAAGCCGGCUAAGAAGAGCACCUCAUUGGUCAGAGUCCAGGAAGUAGAACCUCUGCUCUACGAGGAAGAAGAACUGUCUGCCCUAUAGCACACACAGCAAUGAACAAUCUACAAGAGCGGAACGCCCAUUUCAAUGCUUAAAAAAAGUGCCCUGCACAUUUUUGGGAACUUUUCAAAACCCCUCAUUUGAAUAGUGUUCAUUUGGUGGUUUUGAAAAAUGUAUAAUCCAAUCAAGUACUUAAAAAUGCCAAUAGCUAUUUAAGACUGUUACAGCAUAUGCAGCAUUUCAUUUUUUUGACACUGGUAGGGAAUCUUUCCUUUGGAGACGUAUUUAUUUCCAUUUUUGUACUUUUAACUAACUCUUUACUUCUGUACAAUUAACAGAUUAUUUUAUUGAUUCCUUUGGGAUUGUACACACACCCCUAGGAUGAUGCUUCAUGCCAGAUAUCCCAUGACAUGAGAAUCCCCCGUUGAAAACUCUUACUGAGCUUUGAUUGUUGGGUGAGACAUCAGUGUUUAAAUCAAGACAAUGUUGACAAUAGAAGGCCAUAUAGUAGUAUAUGCUCCAUCUGCAGGAGACGGAUGACAAUGAAUGCUUUGGAAUCUGGUCAAUUUAAAUACCGCUGGUAUUUUUGUCAUGUGUUAUAAUAUGUGUCUAUCUAUCAUAAUGGUAGGCUACCAUGUACGGCAAUAUUAACUUCAUUCAUACCAAUUCAUGAUAUAACGUAUUAAGAGAAAAGGUUGAGUGUUUUUGGCUUGGUAGUCUCUGCUGCUUCUGUUGAACACACACGCCAGCUUUUAUAAUGCUAUAAUGCUCCCCUCUAGGGAAGACUCCAGGCUAAGGAGUAAAACCUGACAUACAGGAACGUAUGCCCAAGCCAUUGUGUCAUAUGCAUUCUUGAUGUCGGCUGACAAUGAUGAGGAUAGGUACCCCUGAAUGCCAUUUGUCUCUCUCUUAACUGUCUUUAGCGCACAUUCAUGGCUCCCAGCUUUCUACCAUGUAGUUUGUGUACACUGAGCUGCAGAAGCCCCUAUCGUCUGUGCCUUUUUUUUUAAAUAUUUUAAUUGUGCAUUCCAUGGGCUGCAUGCAUCCAAUGUAAUGCCGCCCUGAAAACAUGUAUAUUGGAUGUCUACCUUUUAUAUUGUCAAUCUACGCUUUCAAUGGUGUGUUAUCUCAAGUCGGUCUCUGGAGCUGUGGGCUGAGUAGAAACAAGCUUUACUUUUUUGUACUUUAUCUGAUCGACAUUUGCUGAUACAAUAAUAAAUUCAAAAAUGUGCAUAGAUUAAGGAAAUGCGGUUGUGAGCUAUCUUUCACCGUUUAUAUCCACUCUGCACCGGCAUUACAUUAUUUAUAUUUUUAGGUUGGAGGCUUUUCAAAGAAUAGCAACAUGAACCUUGUAAAGAAUGGAUUAUCACAAAUAGUUGGGAAAUCCUUGCACAGUUGACUUUUUCUGCUUUGUCAUCACACUGGGGGAAUAAUAGUGUGCCUUUAUUAAUGUCUUCAAUUUUACCUUCAAAUAUCUUUGGGAUUGUGUCAUAGGUGACCUUGCCUACUGAAUAACUAAAUUGGAAAGCAGCUGUCUCUACCUCAUUUAUGUCGAUGGGGUGGUUCAUUUGCCUUGUGUGUACCCUGUUCAUCUUAGGGAAGUGAAUUACUCAUUACUACACGGAAACUAAGAAAAAAUGGAUUUAAAGUUGGAACCUCAUUUCAUCGAUAAGACUAAGAUAAUGUUGAUAUCUUGGUGCAAAAUUCAAUUAUUAUUUGUAAUAUAAGAUACAUGAUAUGAUAAAUAAAGAUUGCUUUGGAUUUUGUGAAGACUUUUAAUACCAAUGUGUUGUACCAAGGUAUUUUUGUAUGGUUUUCGAAAUUAUUGAAUUACUGACACUUUCUUUGAUCAUUUGGAUUCCUGUUAACAGCUUCUAACUCUUUAAUGAGUUCGUGGGCAUUUUUGAUAUGUUUAAUAUUUUGCUUUAUAAUGUUUUCAUAUUAACUAUGGUAGGCCUAUAAGCCGGCAAUGUAGGCUAAUUGCUCUUCACAAAAUCUUUCAUUUGUCAUAGAGUUGUAACGAUGUAUGUUAUUUUUGGGUGUAAAGUACAGCAUAGUUAUGUUAUUCUACUAUGUACACAACCUCAAUAAAGUACAAUAUACUCUUCCAACUGUGGCUCUCCUAUUGAGGAACAACAAUUUAAUGGUAAGAAAUACACACAUCAUUACCAUCUAGGACAGAGUUCUGGGCGCCAGAGAGAAACCACUGAGAAACACGACGGGAAUUAAAUAGCGACCUCAUAACUCUCCCGACAUAAACAGCACGAACACGAUUUAGGGA
Molecule: messenger RNA, 3514 nt
Organism: Gadus chalcogrammus (walleye pollock)
Lineage: Eukaryota; Metazoa; Chordata; Actinopteri; Gadiformes; Gadidae
Product: lysosomal amino acid transporter 1 homolog
Exons: 8
Coding region: 331-1275 (314 amino acids)
Source: RefSeq, a predicted model, not a curated record